GCGCUUUUGCCGCCUGUCCAAAGUAACCACUGUAAAAGACUACAUUUCCCGGCUACGAGUCGGGUGUCGACGGUUAAACCUCGGGUCUACUGCAACAACUCUGGAGCUGGUUGCAAACAGCUGCCUCGUCGUUGGCCGCAAAACACCGGAAACCUGAAGUGACUGACUCUGCUGUAUCUGUGUCCGUUUGUGGGACUACCAAACCCCACGUUGUUUCAGGACCAACCUGGGGAAGGGUGCUUCACAACCUUGGUGAACAGUUCCAGGCUGCUGGGGAUCCCUGUGUUGUUUAUUGCUGACAAGAGCCCAAAAUGUCAGAGACGUCGAGUGAUGCAGAGUCGUCCUGUGGCUGGACCAUCAUUAGUAAUGAGGGUUCAGAUAUCGAGACGUUGGGAUCAGAGGCUGCAGUGGAAUAUGCAGCUGCGCUGUUAGAGCGCCCCCCAGUGGAGGAGGAAGAGCUGCUGGGUACAGAUGCCUCUGCAUCAGCUGCUGGGUGUGUUGAAGAGAUAGGUGCAGAUUCACUUGACGACACACUGAGAGAACAAACCGCAGAUGAGACACCGUACGCCUCGGAGGACAGAGACGGUGCUGCGGGGAAAGAGCCCGUGACUCUGUUGUCCUACAGCGAUCACUCCGACAUCGUGACUCUGGGAGACCUGAAGGAGGACGAGCACGCAGAUGUGGAAGAGGAGGCAGCGCCCGACAAGGAGUUUUACUUCGGCACAUCCUGCAGCAGCCAGUACGCCUUCACUGCUGCAGAGACUGUCUUCCCAGUGCAACAGCCUGGAGUUUCAAACUCGAGCAGCAGUGAGGACGAGGCAGGACCGAGCCCCGGCACUGUCAUGCGAAGACGACGGGUGAGGAAGAACACCACGAGCAACGUGACAGAACCUGAGGAGGAGCAGCAGGAGGAGGAGCAGGGGUCAGGUCUGAGUGAGGAGGUGGAGGAAGAGGAGGUCAAGGAAGAGAGGCAGCAGGAGGAGCAGGCUGAAGUUAGACCUGCUCCGGACGUCCGAAUGAACGAGCUGGGCAGCAGCUUCCUCAACAAGUGUAUCCUGCUCGCCCUCAUCGUAGCCAUCAGCAUGGGCUUUGGUCACUUCUAUGGCACAGUCAAGAUUCAAGAAAGACAGAACAUUUUUGAGAGAAUCAGAGUGAAUGAGCUGGAUGGUGUGAGGGAUCUGCUUCAACAGCAUGUUCCAAACCAGAGGGAAGACUUUGACCUGAAAAACCUGGAUGAGCAAAAAGUGAUUUCACUGUUCACAGAUGUGGUUGAGAAGAUGAAGAGAGAGAACCAGGAGAUCAACAUCAAACAGGCGCACAUUCAAGCACAGAGGAAUGAGCUGGAGAAGUUGCAGAAAGCAGAGAAGAGGACGAACACGGUGGCUCGGCAGCAGAAGCUGGCAGCUGAAAACCAGCAGCUGAAAAGCUCACUAGAACGGGAAGAAAAGUCUUUGUCCACCUUACAGGAGGAGCUGAGAAACCUGCGCUCCAAGAUCAGAGAUCUGGAAACAAAGGGAGCUGGAGCCGACUCGCUGCAGUCAGAAAACCAGAGGCUGAAGGAGCAGCUGGAAGAGGAGAAGCAGCUGAUCAGAAACUUCCAUGGACAGAGGGAAAGCUUAUUGGCUGAUGCACAGACACUAAGAGAGAAGCUUGACAAGGAGAGGAAGGUCACAAAUGAGUUGAGGAGAGAACUGAAUCGUCUGAGAAGUCCCAUCCCAGGAGCUGAAAAGGAGCUUGGUUCAGAGGCAGAAGAGCUACAGUCACGUCUGACGAAGCUGGAGAAGAGACUGAGCUACGAACAGCAGCGCUCCGACCUGUGGGAGAGGCUGUAUGUGGAAACCAAAGAGGAAAGAGCUAAAGGAGACGCAGAGUCCAAAGUGAAAAAAACAAAAGAGGGCAUGACCGGGAAAGUGAAAGAGACAUUUGAUGCCGUUAAAAACUCCACCAAGGAGUUUGUCCACCACCACAAAGAGCAGAUUAAGAAAGCGAAGGAGGCUGUGAAGGAGAACCUGAGGAAGUUUUCAGAUUCUGUCAAAUCAACUUUUCGAAACUUCAAGGAUUCGGCGUCAACUUUCAUCAACAAGGCCAGAGGCUUUUAUCAUAAACGACGUGAUGAUAGGUAUACAAAAUGGAAAGAGUCAUGGCAGCACCGAUCCCAAAAGCCACAUCAGGGCCAAUCGCACAAAGAUGACGACGCCUCCCGCAGCAACCACAACACUCGAAAAUCAGGACAGAAAGUCCACGAAGAUCGAGGUCAAAAUGGCCACAAAGACAACGUGAGAGGAUGCACUGGGGUUUUUGACUGCGCCUACCAGGAGUCUAUGUGUCUCUUCAACAAAGCCAUGGACCCGAUCAGAGCGGACGAAUUUCACCAGCUGCUGCAGAGCUACUUGCAGCAGGAAGUGGACCACUUCCACCACUGGAAAGAGCUGGAGACGUUCAUCAACAACUUCUUCCAAAACGGCGUGUUCAUCCACGACCGGAUGCUGUUCACAGACUUUGUCAGCGGUGUGGGUGACUAUCUGGCGGACAUGCACGAGUACCACGGCCUCAACGACGAUAUGUUCGGAGAUUUAGACGACUUUGUCUACAGGCACUUUUUCGGAGAGGCUUACACAAAAAGCUAUGGCCCCAGCGGGCCGCUUGAAAGACCCGUCACGGACUCAAAGGAGGAGUCUCGGUCGAAGCAUCAACAGCGGAAGCAGCAGAGAACCAGAUCUCGGCCACAGAGUGAACGCAAGUGGAGCAGAUCAGGAAGAAACACAGACAGACACAUGGCUGACGUGAAAAUAGAACUGGGUCCGAUGCCGUUUGAUCCCAAAUACUGAAAAUAUAUCUGUAUAAUUACAGUUGCAAUUUCUAUUUUGGAUUGUAUUUAGAUGCAAAGUCUCUUUUCUUGUAAGUUUGCACAAUGUUACGUUUUUAAUGCUACUGAACGUCCUUGAGCUGUUUUGUGUUUAGUGAAGUCAGCACUUUUAGGUUUGAGUGAAAGAUGUGGCGUCAUCUGCACUUUUGUAACGAGUGUUCAGUCAACACUUUACAAACCUAAUUUUAAGGUUUUCAUGCUGUAACACCACUGAUUCUUAUCUUCAACCAUAGGGCUUUUGCUUAAAAAAUAUUUAGCAGAAAAUGUUAAUUGUGUUUUGUUAAACAAAAAAAGAAAAAAAAGAAUGAACAAAAGACAACAUACAUUUAGGAUGUUUUUUCCGUGUACAUCUAAAUCGUUGUUUUAAUUUCAGAGUUAAAAUGCCGUUUUCUAACAUUCCACCGUAAGCUUGUUUUAACUGGACUUGGUAGUUUCAUUUGACUGUAAACUUAUUGGGGGGGAAAUUAAAAAUACAUUUGCACCAUGGAAAAAUACAUUCGCACCAAAUUAAAUUGUAAAUAAUAAGAACAAACACACUCGGCACAUCUGACAAGUGAUAUUUCAAGAUCGUCCGAGUUAAAAUAGUUUAUUUUAGUAUCAAAUCAUUUGACAUAAUCAGUAAGGAAAGAGGAUUUCCAUUGUUAAAGUGUUUGUCAGUGCCUUUCAUAAAUAAAGAUGCUUCCUCCAACUCUA
Scophthalmus maximus (turbot) is the source of this 3559-nucleotide messenger RNA. RefSeq names its product cell cycle progression 1 (gene ccpg1). The record is from RefSeq and is a predicted model, not a curated record. Gene Ontology annotation, cellular component: membrane. The transcript has 11 exons. Bases 312 to 2828 code for a protein of 838 amino acids. Lineage: Eukaryota; Metazoa; Chordata; Actinopteri; Pleuronectiformes; Scophthalmidae.